Messenger RNA from Aspergillus puulaauensis, 1131 nucleotides. RefSeq names its product fungal specific transcription factor domain-containing protein. Gene Ontology annotation, molecular function: RNA polymerase II cis-regulatory region sequence-specific DNA binding; DNA-binding transcription factor activity, RNA polymerase II-specific. Bases 1 to 1131 code for a protein of 376 amino acids. The record is from RefSeq and is a predicted model, not a curated record. Gene Ontology annotation, cellular component: nucleus. Lineage: Eukaryota; Fungi; Ascomycota; Eurotiomycetes; Eurotiales; Aspergillaceae. The transcript has 4 exons. Gene Ontology annotation, biological process: positive regulation of transcription from RNA polymerase II promoter by galactose.
AUGAUCCACCCAGCUGUUUCUCAGCACAGCAUCUCACCGUCUGCAAUCGAUGAUGAACUAUUGAGCACUGAGCCCUCAGCGCCAGCGACUCAGCCCCAUGAUGCACCCAGUUUAACGGAAUGCUAUGUCCAAGCCAUCAAACUACAGGAUAUCCUGGGCGACGUGCUCUAUACUUUAUACUUUGGCACCGGCGAUAAGGAAACCGGCGACAUCAGCUUCAACUUCAUCGCAGCCUCCACGGCAAACGACAAGCUCAGGCGAGGUGAAUUGCAAAUGCUGCUCAAUAUAGACAAUUCUCUUUCGGCAUGGGAGCGAGACUUGCCUGAAUAUCUGAAAGCCCGGAACUACAAUUUUAUGGGCUUCGAGGGUAAUGACUUGUUUGGUGCAAGGACCCCUGCGUUCAACAGACAGGCAAUCAUUCUGCAUGCCAGAUACCUCCAUGUCCGAUUAAUCAUGUUUCGUCCGGUCCUAUCGGCUCUCUUCCACUCCAGCUCCAAGGAAACCUCAGGACAAGAUAGUUCGAUGGAGUCAGCUAUGCGUAACGGCAUGCUGGACAAAGGGGUCAACCUCUGCGUCUCAUCAGCUCGCGAUCUUGUCGAGCUGAUCACAGGGAACCUCGAUCUCUACAAUCAGGUUCUACCACCGUCGUGGCACAAUGUCUUCUAUAUGCAUAGUUGUUCUAUCGUAUUUCUUAUCUGCCGCCUCUGUUGCCUGAGCCGAAUACAGAAUAAAGAAGCCCUGAUCGAGAGCUGGAACAAAUGUAUAGCUUUCUUCCGCACAUACCAGUCUCGAAGCCGCUCGGCGAAACGAUGCCUGCGAAUAGUCGAGGCCAUUCAAACGCGGGUGUUCCAAUCGCAAUCUGACCCGAACCCGGUCUUAUCUUCUGGGCCAUCAUCCGACAAAGAGUAUAGGAGUCAGACAAUCGGCGAUUCCACCUGGUACGAGAAUAUACCGCUGCCAGAUCAGGGCUCGUCUCCGCUGGCCUUUGAUGAAGCCACGCUCGCUGACCAGGCCACUGCCAACUGGAUCAGCGAUCCAUCGGAAAUGAAUUGGCUCUCCUUCUUUCCUUUUGUAGAGGGCCUGGCGGACGGCAUUUCGGACCCCCAGUUCCUUCAGACCCCGUUCUCUUAG